CCCAUAUGCUCUCUACAUUCAUUUCCCAAAUCAACACUACUCUCAGAUCUCUAUCUUCUCUUCCUAGCCCUCACCAACCCCCAAUCAUCCAAACCCGCCACCACUUCAAUUUCUUCCUUCGCCCUUCGUCUUCAAGAUGCAGUAGUGCUUUCUCUCUUUCUCCAAGACACCCAUUUAAAUAGUAGUAUAUACAUACAUAUAUAUAUAUAUAUAUAUAUAUUACAUAGAGCAAAUCCUGCACUCUUUUGGCUGUUGGAAAACUAGCUAGCUGGCUAGGGUUCAUCAGAAAAUUAAAAAAUCCAUUAUAAUUGAUUUCUGGCGUGCUAAUCAUAUCUGAGGACUGAUAUGAUGGAGCAUUGGGUAAUAGGCGGAUGUUGGGUUUUGAUGGUAAUGGGAGGAUGGUGUUGGUACUGCAAGUAUCAGAGGGAGAAGAAAAGCAUGACGAUGAAGAAGGAUGAAGAUGCAGUGGCAGUGGUAGGUGGUGAUAAGGCCGUCGGUGUACUUCCGAGGGGGAGUUGUGGGUGGCCAUUCAUAGGGGAAACUCUGGAGUUUAUCGCUUCUGGAUAUACCUCUCGACCCGUCUCCUUCAUGGACACCCGCAGAUCCCUGUACGGGAAGGUGUUCAGAAGCCAUCUGUUGGGAACACCCAUCAUAGUGUCGACGGACCCUGAGGUGAACAAGGUGGUAUUGCAGAACCACGGCAAUAUUUUCAUCCCUUCUUACCCCAAAUCCAUCAGAGAACUUCUGGGCAAAUCCUCCAUCCUUCAAAUCAACGGCAGCCUCCAGAAAAGAGUGCAUGCACUCAUCGGUGGCUUCUUGAGAUCUCCCCACUUCAAGGCCCGCAUCACCCGCCACAUUCAAACCUCCGUCAUCCCCUCCCUCACCGCCUGGAACAAGCACCACCUUAUUUACGUCCAACAACAAACCAAAAAGAUUACGUUCGAAGUGCUGGUUAGAGUGCUGAUGAGUGUUGGCCCUGGUGAAGAUUUGGACUUCCUCCAGAGAGAGUUUGAAGAGUUCAUCAAAGGCUUGAUUUGCGUACCCUUUAAAUUUCCAGGCACUAGACUGUAUAAAUCCUUGAAGGCAAAGGAGAGGUUGUUGAAGAUGGUGGGAAGGAUUGUGGAGGAGAGAAAGAUGGCAAUGGAGAAAAGAACAGAGGAGGAGAAGGUCGGCCAAGCCGUUGACGCCGUGGAGGCGCUGCUGCGGGACACCGGCGAUUCAAACGAGACGCAACACCUGCCGUUGGAUUUCAUCACCGGCAACAUUAUCGAGAUGAUGAUCCCCGGCGAGGAGACCGUCCCCAUGGCCAUGACUCUGGCUGUCAAAUUUCUCAGUGACUGCCCCGUCGCUCUACAAAGACUCAGGGAGGAAAACAUGGAACUGAAGAAACAGAAGACAAAGUCGGGCGAUGAGUAUAGUUGGACAGACUACAUGACAUUGCCUUUUACUCAAAAUGUGAUCGAUGAGACCCUCAGAGUUGCGAAUAUCAUAAAUGGGGUGUGGAGAAAAGCUGUCAAAGACGUAGAAAUCAAAGGUCAUUUGAUACCGGAAGGAUGGAGUGUGUUGGCAUCUUUUAUUUCUGUGCACAUGGACGAGGAGAACUACGACAACCCUUGCGAUUUUGAUCCUUGGAGAUGGGAGAAAAAGAGAAGUGGGGUGAACAAUAGUUGCUUUACCCCGUUUGGAGGAGGGCAGAGGCUAUGCCCUGGUUUGGAACUUUCCAGGCUCGAAAUCUCUAUUUUCCUUCAUCAUCUUGUCACCACCUACAGGUGGGUGGCGGAGGAAGACGAGAUUGUCUAUUUCCCAACCGUGAAGAUGAGGAGGAAGCUGCCCAUCACCCUCGUUCCCCUUCCUACUUCAUCAUGACCUCUCUCUACGCAUCUUCCACCCCUCUAAACUAAACUGAUGAUGUAUACCUUGCCUAUUGUUACUCUAACAUCUCUCUCUCUCUCUCUCUCAUAUAUAUAUAGAUAUUAUUGGACAUGCAUGGGAUCUAUCCUCUCAUACGUCGUCGGUGCAUGCCCCCACACACACCCACCACAUAUAUAUGUUAUGUUAUGUAGUGCGCAUGAAUUAAUGGACAAGUCAUUGUGGGAUUUAUAUUA
Messenger RNA from Malania oleifera, 2105 nucleotides. Its product is annotated as 3-epi-6-deoxocathasterone 23-monooxygenase CYP90C1. The coding region runs from base 346 to 1866 and encodes 506 amino acids. Gene Ontology annotation, biological process: brassinosteroid homeostasis; sterol metabolic process; multicellular organism development. NCBI's taxonomy places the organism in Eukaryota, Viridiplantae, Streptophyta, Magnoliopsida, Santalales, Ximeniaceae. The transcript is spliced from 9 exons. Gene Ontology annotation, molecular function: heme binding; oxidoreductase activity, acting on paired donors, with incorporation or reduction of molecular oxygen, NAD(P)H as one donor, and incorporation of one atom of oxygen; iron ion binding. The record is from RefSeq and is a predicted model, not a curated record.